Molecule: messenger RNA, 675 nt
Organism: Alternaria ethzedia
Lineage: Eukaryota; Fungi; Ascomycota; Dothideomycetes; Pleosporales; Pleosporaceae
Product: Peptidyl-prolyl cis-trans isomerase H
Exons: 2
Coding region: 1-675 (224 amino acids)
Biological process (GO): protein peptidyl-prolyl isomerization; protein folding
Cellular component (GO): intracellular membrane-bounded organelle
Molecular function (GO): peptidyl-prolyl cis-trans isomerase activity
Source: RefSeq, a predicted model, not a curated record
AUGGGUAUCUGCGGCAGCAAAGAGAAAGCGGGCGAGUCGACCGAAAUGGCGCGGCCCUCACAGUCACAAAACGCAGCAUCAAUCGCGCAAACCCAGCAAAACAUUCCCGUCGCCAAUGAAGGUCCCACCGUAAAACCGCGCAGGUCCCCCGACAACCCCAUCGUGUACUUCGACAUUGCGAUUGGCGGCAAGCCAGCCGGCCGCGUGCAAAUGGAACUCUUCCUCGACGUUGUACCUGCGACAUCAGAGAACUUCCGCCAGUUCUGCACAGGCGAGGCGAAGCGCGGCGGCGGGUACAAGGGCAGCACUUUCCACCGCGUUAUUCCCAACUUUAUGAUUCAGGGAGGCGAUUUCAUGAAUGGGGAUGGUACGGGGAGUGCGAGUAUCUUUGGGGGCGAUUCGUUCGACGACGAGAACUUUGAGCUAAGGCAUACGCAUCCUGGGCUGUUGAGUAUGGCGAACUCUGGGCCCAACACCAAUGGUUCUCAGUUCUUCAUUCUGACUGCUGCGACGCCGCAUCUUGAUCGCAAGCACGUCGUAUUCGGGGAGGUGUUGGAUGGUAUGGAUGUUAUAAGGAAGAUCGAGGCGACAAGGACUGGCCCCGGUGACAAGCCAUUGAGCGAUGUCGUUAUCGCUGGAUCAGGGCAGUUGUCAGGCGCAAAGCCAUUGGCUUAA